This is a messenger RNA of Branchiostoma floridae (Florida lancelet), 2474 nucleotides long. RefSeq lists its product as uncharacterized. The record is from RefSeq and is a predicted model, not a curated record. The coding region runs from base 100 to 2388 and encodes 762 amino acids. The transcript is spliced from 12 exons. Lineage: Eukaryota; Metazoa; Chordata; Leptocardii; Amphioxiformes; Branchiostomatidae. Gene Ontology annotation, molecular function: signaling receptor binding; endopeptidase activity.
UCAUAAAUUAUCACAUGCGGCAAUGUACACAAAAUCACACCACAAUAGCCUUACACAAGUCCACGCCAUUCGCUCCUAGGUGCCCACAAGUGAAGAGAAAUGCGAUGUUUAAGAGAGUUGAUGUUAAUGAUGGUCGUCUGCCAGGGACUGGCGACCCCUCUGAGUCUGAGCGGAACGCUUGGUCCAGACGGUACUGAUGAAGAUGGGAAUCCUGAAGUUCUGUCGUCGCUGACGCUCCUUCAUGAGGACUCUUCAGAUUGCCAGGUGGGAGACGGAGCGUCCUACCGAGGAACAGUCUCUGUGACGGAGUCAGGAAAGACGUGUCAGCGCUGGGACAGUCAGGAACCGCACGAACACAGCAGAACACUAGCGAACUACCCAUCAGCCGGACUGGAGCAGAACUACUGCCGGAACCCGGACGGCUGGACUGAGGUGUGGUGCUACACCACGGACCCCGACACGAGAUAUGAGCGGUGUGACGUGCGAGACUGUGCUGAUUGGUUGGCCCGGGACCAGGCAUGGGCUGUCGGGUCGUCUGGAGCUGUCUACAGUUUCGGCGGUCUGACUUUCGACGCCGGGAAGGUGCUGGACGGCGACACGAGCACCUACUGGAACCCUUACGGACUGGAACGGUACUACAACAACUGGUACAUCGUGUUGGACCUGAGGGUGCCCUACAGCCUGUUCCGUGUCGGGAUCGCCAACUUCGGAGACGACAUCCACGACAUUAAAGCAUUCACACUGCAGAGGUCGGGCAGUGGGUAUCCUUAUAGCUGGGAAAACGUCACGAGCGCAGAUGACAUCGUGGCAGGGACAGACGAAUGGCAGGAACGCGGCGGUUUCGCGGCGACGGCGCGACACUGGAGGCUCCUUAUCAGCCAAACCCACAAAGGCUGGCAGCCAUGGCUCCUGGAGCUGGGGCUCUAUGGCUUCCGGGUCCUGGCGGACGCCCCUCCUGGUUACGCCGUUUUCCGGAAAAACUGCAUCCGGCACCGGAACCAGCUCGGCACGGAGAGGGACUCCUCCGUACAAAGAUGUGCAGUGUCAUGCGACUUGCUCCUCGCAUGUCGGUCGUUUGACUUCAACUUCCACCACCUGACGUGUUCCCUGUCCACCGACACCCGCGACAGUGCUGCCCAGGCGUACGAGAACUGCCCUGCCAGAUUCCAGCAACAAACGGACUACUACGAGAAGCAGGAUCAUCCACAGACCAAGGAUGUACCAGCACCGACGUACUACAACCCCUUAGACCAUGAGUCCACGUUUUCCACUCCUAACGGUCACACACUGGACGAAGGUGUCGGCGUCUCGGCCUUGCAGCUCGAGUCGCGCCGUAGCCAGUACGCCAACCUGGGGAGCUUCGCAGGCACGUGCUUCGGCAGUACCCUCAACUGCCCCCGAGGCUUCACCCUGGCCUUCUGGUUCAAACGUCCCGCCGGUGAUAACCGUCCACAGUACUACAUCAACAGCGGCGGGCACGACUUCACCAGGACGCGAGGGUUCACGCUGACCAAGACCGUCGCCGAUCUAGACAACGAUCUCUACAACGUUGCCGUCAACGGUCGUCUGUGUCGCCACGAGGCAAAGGUCUACCUUCUGGCCGACCGGUGGACGCACGUGGCCGUCACUUGGCUGGAGGAACGCGGCCUGGAAAUCUUCGUGGAUGGGAGGGUCCAGCUGGUGGCUGUCCUUGGAACGGAGAUCCCGCCCUUGGAGAAUGACCCCUACACAGACGUGUUCCUGGGCACCGCCAACACCCAACCGGGGGAGCACACGGGGGAGGCCAUGUUCGACGAGCUGAAGUUCUGGGACUGGGUCCUGUCUGACGGACAGUUACAACUGGCCAUGAUCCCAGGAUCAGUUGAGUCGUCCGUCUGUACAGACCAGCGGGACCACUGUCAGGGCUGGGCCGCUGAAGGGAACUGUAACAACAACUACCAGUCCUACAUGCGCCAGUACUGCCCCAGGAGCUGCGGAUUUUGCUCUGGACCAACCGACUCAACUGUCAAUGAGGACGCUGCGGAUGAAACACCAAUGAUGUCUCCGGAGCGAGCCUGUGGGGACAGGAACCAGUACUGUGUGAGCUGGGCGUCCCAGGGCUACUGCCGGACCAACUACGCCUACAUGGUGCAGAGCUGCCGCCGGGCCUGCGGCUUCUGUACGGUGACAAGUGGCGGAACGGGAGGCGGCUCUAUGACUAACACCAAUUGCAUGGACAACCACUACCACUGUCCCAGUUGGGCCACGCGAGGCUUCUGCGCUCCCGGCAACUCUCACCACACGUACAUGAUGCGGUACUGCCGCAAGAGCUGUAGGAAGUGUGGCACGGAGGGAACCGGGACUGGGACAGGGGGUCAUGGAGGAGGUAUGGUUAUGAUUGUGUGUUGAGGCUCACAAAGAUACAUCAAUGUAGCGUUAACGUUAAAGAUAAAACUCAGAAAGCACACAUCUCCAGCAAGUUAGGAGAGUUCCUA